Messenger RNA from Momordica charantia (bitter melon), 11150 nucleotides. NCBI's taxonomy places the organism in Eukaryota, Viridiplantae, Streptophyta, Magnoliopsida, Cucurbitales, Cucurbitaceae. The record is from RefSeq and is a predicted model, not a curated record.
UUCACGGGCACCAAAACGCAUAGAGCAUUCUCACUAGUAUCGAGUACCAUUGUCAUCUCUAUACGAUCCUCACUCUUGAUGUACCCAAAGGGGGAAAAAACCAUUCUCCCGAUGAAAAGCCUCCCUAGAUCCGCUAUGACCUCUCUGAAAGUGUGUUCGUCGAAGGACCCAGCCAAGUGAUUUAUAUCUGCCACUGCCACUGCCACCCAAUUUGUUUCUUCUCCUUGCCAAACCCUCCAGCCCUAAUCGCAAACAAUUCCACCAUUAGAGGGCUUGCCACUGUCCCCACCACUGCUACAAUUUCAGAAAAUUCAUCCCUAAAACACACAUCCAACCCCCGACCCAUUCUGCAUCCGAUGGUAGGUUUUGCCGCGCCGCUGAGGGCAUGGACACUGAGCUCCACCGAGCUUUAAUGUCCGCCUGGGUCUCUUACCAUUACCACUGAGGUUACUGUCUCUGCUGAGAUGGCGUCUUCACAAAAUGUUGAGUUGGAGGCAGCCAAGUUCCUGCACAAACUCAUUCAAGAAUCUAGAGAUGAGCCGGCAAAACUGGCUACAAAACUUUUCGUGAUACUGCAACACAUGAAAUCAAGUGGGAAAGAGCAUUCCAUGCCAUAUCAAGUAAUAUCGAGGGCAAUGGAGACCGUCAUUAAUCAACAUGGUCUUGAUAUUGAAGCUUUGAGGGCAUCACGGCUUCCUCUGUCUGGUGGAACUCAGAUAGCUGAUUCUCCAACUGCACAAUAUGCGGGUUCUUCAAGUGCUGUCGGUGCUGCUAAAGAUUCCAAAAUGGGUAUAUCUGGAAGUGAGAUGUCAAAAAGUGGUCCACUUGCUUCAAGUAAGCCACCUGUUGGCCCAAGUAGUACAGAUCAUGAUUAUUAUCAAGGAUCCGCAACUCAUCGGAGUGGUCAAUCUUUUGAUCAAGAAAGUCCAUCUAGUUUGGAUUCAAGGUCUGCUAACUCACAGUCACAAGAGAAGCAUGAUUCAGUGAAUUGGGACAAACAAUUAAAUGAUAAGGAUGGGAAGAAGGGCACAAAAAAAAGGAAAAAGGUGGAUACGUCAGGUGUGGAACCACCUAGUGACAAUGCUCAUCAACUUGAUACCCGCAAUUCGUUGGUUAAUCCUAGGAAUGUGAAGUCGAACAGGGUUGAGCCACCAGCAUAUCUAGUUAAGGGAGGCAAUACUGAACAGGCAAAGCACGGAUUAACAAAAGCUGCUGAAAAGCCUAUUGAUCCUCAAAUAUAUUCUGCAAACCGGGGUGAUGGGACAUCUACUUCCGGUGAAAAGGUUUUGGAGAGCGAAUUGCCUAUAUCUAGCACAUCAUCAAUUGAUACUACUAAGAUGAUUCAGGGUGCAUGGCGGAACAAUGGACCAGAAAUGAGUAUGUUGCGGAACACAGUUUCUAGAGAAGCAGGAAAGCUUCCUGUUUCUCAGGUUUCUACCUCUUCCCAAUCUCGUUUACCUUUCAAGGAACAACAAUUGAAGCAACUAAGGGCUCAGUGCCUUGUAUUUUUAGCAUUCAGAAAUGGUUUAAUGCCAAAGAAACUGCAUCUCGAAAUUGCCCUUGGGAAUAAUUUUCCUAAAGAAGAGGGGCUUCGCAAAGAUGUUGAUCCUAGAGGUAUUGCUCAAUCUUUUAGUGAGGCCAGAAGUACCACUGAAGUCAUGAUGGCAUCAGGAAAAUUGGACGCUGCAAGGGAAAUAGGUACCAUGAUCCCAGGCACUGUAUGUGCUGGAAGAAUCUAUGAGGCUGACUCCAUGAAAGAAGUAGAUAAUAGGAGAGUGGAGGAUAAGGGUCCUCCUAAUUAUUCUGUUCAAGCCGAAGUAAGGAAGCCAGAUGCUGAACUGAUGCGGGAAAAAACAUUUUCACAGACAUGCUUGAGCACUGGAUCACAUCCGCCUGACUUUUCAGGUGCAAGGGGGUGUUUAACUGGUAAUAAUCCUGUUGAGGAUUUGGAGAAUAACAAUAUUCUGAUUGGACAUACCAAUCAAGCCACUGCUGCAGUGAGUAUGAGUAAGCCACUAAACCCUGAAACAGUUAGCUGGGCAGGAAUUGGCAGCACCAAUGAGGUUUCUAGGGGAAGUCUACCAGCCUUUGCUAGUCAGCAUGAGUUGGUAGUUGAUAGAAAGAAUAAUGUAGCUGCUCAGUUGCACGUUGUUCGAAACAAUAGUGGUUUGGGGAGUCAACAUAUUGAUAGCCAGUCUUCUUUUUCAAUAGGAGAGCGCUGGAAACCUAUCUCUGGGACUUGUGAUGAAUACCAUGCUGUAAUGCCUUCCAGAGAUGCUGGUGUGAUCCCAAACCUUGCAUCUCAUGAUGAUAUUAAUGUGCCAGAAUCUGAAUCUAGGUGCAUUACAGAACUGCACAAAGUGGCAUCUGUUGAUGAAGUGAAAAAUGGCAGCCUAAAUACUAUGGAACAAGAAGAUGAUGGUAAGUCGGCACCAUCUGAUUUGCCAACGUCUCCAAAGUACACCAUGUCAGAGAAAUGGAUUAUGGAUCGGCAGAAAAAGAAACUCCUAAAUGAGCAAAAUUGGUUACUGAAACAACAAAAAACUGAGAAACGCAUUGCCACUUGUUUUGAUAAGUUAAAGGACACUGUCAGCUCAUCGGAAGAUAUAUCUGCAAAAACCAGAAGUGUAAUUGAAUUGAAAAAACUUCAACUCUUGCAGCUUCAGCGCCGCCUCCGGAAUGAUUUUCUUAAUGAUUUCUUCAAACCAAUUUCAACUGAGAUGGACCGCUUGAAAUCUUUCAAGAAGCAUAAACAUGGUAGGAGGAUUAAACAACUUGAAAAAUUUGAGCAGAAAAUGAAGGAGGAGAGGCAAAAGAGAAUACGGGAGAGGCAAAAGGAGUUCUUUGGUGAGAUAGAAGUUCACAAGGAAAGACUUGACGAUGUAUUUAAAGUUAAGAGAGAGAGAUGGAAGGGUUUCAAUAAGUAUGUCAAGGAGUUCCACAAAAGGAAGGAAAGAAUUCAUCGCGAAAAGAUUGAUAGAAUACAGCGUGAGAAGAUCAAUCUUUUAAAGAUCAACGAUGUAGAAGGGUAUUUGCGGAUGGUGCAGGAUGCAAAAUCAGAUCGUGUUAAGCAACUUCUCAAGGAGACUGAGAAAUAUCUUCAAAAGCUUGGAUCCAAGCUACAGGAGGCAAAGUCCACGGCGAGUCACUUUGAGCAUGAUAUGGAUGAUGGAGGAGCUGUGAGUGUCGUUGAAAAAAGUGAAACUGCAAUUGAAAAUGAAGAUGAAAGCGAUCAGGCAAAGCAUUAUUUGGAAAGUAACGAGAAGUACUACUUGAUGGCUCAUAGUGUUAAGGAAAGCAUAGCUGAGCAACCAUCUUGUCUUCAGGGAGGAAAGUUGAGGGAGUAUCAGAUGAAUGGCCUUAGGUGGCUUGUUUCGCUGUACAACAACCAUUUGAAUGGAAUUCUUGCUGACGAAAUGGGGCUUGGAAAAACUGUUCAGGUAAUUUCCCUAAUCUGUUAUUUGAUGGAGACUAAGAAUGAUCGAGGUCCCUUUUUGGUGGUCGUGCCAUCGUCAGUUUUACCUGGAUGGGAGUCAGAGAUCAACUUCUGGGCCCCAAGUAUCCUUAAAAUUGUGUAUUCUGGGCCUCCAGAAGAGAGGCGCAAAUUAUUCAAGGAGAGAAUUGUUCAUCAAAAAUUUAAUGUACUUCUGACCACAUACGAGUAUCUGAUGAACAAGCAUGAUAGGCCAAAACUAAGCAAAAUUCAUUGGCACUAUAUUAUAAUUGAUGAAGGCCAUCGCAUAAAGAAUGCUUCUUGCAAGUUGAAUGCUGAUCUGAAGCACUAUCACAGUUCUCACAGAUUACUCUUAACUGGAACACCACUACAGAACAACCUUGAGGAACUGUGGGCCUUACUGAACUUUUUGUUGCCAAAUAUUUUUAACUCAUCGGAAGAUUUUUCUCAGUGGUUCAACAAACCAUUUGAGAGCAAUGGUGAUAAUUCGGCUGACCAAGCCUUGCUGUCUGAAGAGGAGAAUCUUUUGAUAAUAAACCGACUUCAUCAAGUGGAAAAUGAACUUCCAGAAAAGAUUGAAAGACUUGUGAGAUGUGAGGCUUCUGCAUAUCAAAAACUUUUGAUGAGGAGAGUAGAGGACAACCUUGGUUCAAUUGGAAGUACAAAGGUCCGAUCAGUGCAUAACUCGGUGAUGGAGCUGCGUAAUAUCUGCAACCAUCCUUAUCUUAGCCAACUUCAUGCAGAGGAGGUUGACAAUUUGAUACCUAAGCAUUAUCUACCACCAAUUGUUAGACUCUGUGGAAAGCUUGAGAUGUUAGAUAGAAUAUUACCAAAGCUAAAAGCAACUGAUCAUCGGGUUCUCUUCUUUUCCACCAUGACUAGAUUGCUUGAUGUCAUGGAGGAAUAUCUUCACUGGAAACAAUAUCGAUACCUACGAUUAGAUGGACAUACAUCUGGGGGUGAUCGUGGUGCACUGAUAGAUCGAUUUAAUGGGCAAAAUUCUCCCUAUUUUAUAUUCCUUCUUAGCAUUCGAGCUGGUGGUGUGGGAGUGAACCUCCAAGCUGCUGAUACAGUGAUUAUCUUUGACACAGACUGGAAUCCACAGGUUGAUCUACAGGCACAAGCAAGGGCUCAUAGGAUUGGCCAGAAGAGGGAUGUGCUUGUUCUUAGAUUUGAAACAGUUCAAACAGUGGAAGAACAAGUGAGAGCUGCCGCGGAGCAUAAACUUGGAGUGGCUAACCAGAGUAUUACAGCUGGUUUUUUUGACAACAAUACAAGUGCUGAAGAUCGAAGGGAAUAUUUGGAAUCUCUUCUACGUGAGUGUAAGAAAGAAGAAGCCGCACCUGUACUGGAUGAUGAUGCUCUGAAUGAUCUCCUAGCACGCAGUGAGUCAGAGAUCGAUGUGUUUGAAACAAUCGAUAAAGAACGGCGAGAGCAAGAGACGGCGACAUGGAAGAAGCUGGUGCUUGGUCAUGGAUUUUCUGAGCCUGUUCCUUCAAUUCCUUCACGUCUUGUAACAGAUGAUGACCUGAAAGAAUUCUAUGAAGCAAUGAAGAUAACUGAAGUACCAAAAUCUGGGGAGGUUGCCCAUGUAGGGGUAAAGAGGAAGAGCGAGUAUCUUGGGAGCCUUGACACCCAACAUUACGGGAGAGGAAAGCGGACGAGAGAGGUACGAUCCUACGAGGAACAGUGGACAGAAGAGGAAUUUGAAAAGAUGUGCAAGGUUGACUCACCUGAAUCCCCCAGGCCAAAGGAAGCUGUGACAGGAGAAUCAUCGACCAAUAUUAGUGGAUCAGUAGCAGCUGUUUUGAAGAAAGAACUUCCUACUACCUCCCCACUGCCUCCUGUUCAGCCUACACCUCAGCUUCAAACACCACCUUCGAAGCGAGGUCGUGGAAGACCAAAAAGGUCUACUGUAGAUAAGUUGCCUGCUCCAGUGGUUCCUCCAUCUCCUUCUGUAACAGGCAAAGUGGACAUGAGGUUACAAGGAGAAACUAUUUCAAGCAUUCAUAAAACUGGUUUCCUUGAUUCUUUGCCUAGUCAAGGAACAAGUGAUCAGCUUGCUACAGGUAGUACUCCAAACUCUCAGUUAACUGCCCCAGUCUCUUCUAUAAUUCCUGCCUCCGAGUCAGCUCCAGCUUGCUCUCCUGCACCAGUUCAAGCGAAAGGUCGGAAGUCUCAAACUGGACAAGAAGCACCUCGAAGAAGGGGUAAGAAACAGGGGCUGGUACCACCUCCUGUUCCUGGCAGUCUAUCCUCUGAUUUAAGACAAGAUGACCUAUCACAGGAUAAAGCCACAAACCCAGUGGCAAAUCAAGUUAAUGUUGCAACCGACAUUGUUUCUAAUGCUUCUACCGCCCAGCUUCCCACUCAUUUUCCUGGUUCUACCCCUUCAAAAUGUGUCAAUGUACCUAAUGAUCAACUUGCCAUUGGGGUCUCGUCAAAUUUGGAACCUAGUCCUGCUUUGCCUUCUGUGGCUUCUAUCUCUCAAUUUGCUCCUCUUUUAAAUCCUCAACCGGUACAGCCUAGAGGACUUAGUCGGAAGACUCAAAGUGCAGCUGGAGCACCACGACGUAGAGGAAAGAAACAGGCAGCAGCAACUCCUGCAUUGCCUAACGCCAUGGCUGGUGCUAGUCUAAGUUCAAAUGUGAAUUUGCAAACAACCCUUAUUGAUUCUUCAUCAAGUAAGGCUGUUGUUGUCACUACUACUAAAGAGAAUACCGUCAAUCAGGUGCCACAUAUUAUCUCUGAGAAGUCGCUCCAGCAAUCUGAUGGAAGUACUGUACAGGGUCGAGAAUCUACUAAACUGUCAGAUAAAUCUAAUCAAGGGUCUACUCCUGAACAAAAUCAAAAUGCUAAUUUACGUGACAUUUCUGUUGUGACCAAGGAGGUUUCUUCUGGGGAUUGCACAGCCAAAGCAAACUCUUCUGAGCACUUGGGUAAUUGUGCUGGUACUGCCCAGGAUUCAACCGCAUCAAAUAAAAGUGUCGAUGAGACAUUGAAGAGCCAUAGUUUGCGGGACACACCUCAUCCAGUUAUAUCAACUCCAGAAACUGCAAUUCCAAUAUGUGGUCUGCCAGCCGUUUCUUUACCUGGAUCUGUUGCCGUGGGUACAAGUCCCAAAACUAAAAUAGAUGUUGCUCCCGAGACUGCUCCUAGUUCCCAGCCAAUCCAAUCAUUUCCAUCAAUGGCUUCAACCUUGCAAUUUGCAUCUCAGUCUCCAUCUGAACAUGUGCAACCUAAAAGGCAAGGUCGUAAGACAGCAAACAGGGAAGAACCCCCUAGGCGUAGGGGAAGAAAACCGGCCUCACUGCCUCCUGUCGUUCUCGAUGGUUCAGCAAGCAAGGAGUCCAAAGAUAGUAGUAAAGACAUAAGAGGUAAAACUGGGAUUGAUAAUCUAGAAUCAACCAGUGUUCAGAAUCACGCAGGUGCUACCAAAAUUGUAGAUACUGUGCACUGCCAGGGUCCGAAAAGAAAAGAGCAAGCACCCAAACCUGCCCAGCAUAAGCAGAUGUUGGCAUCAUCAACAAAGAUUGAUGCUACUGGAGCCUUGGACAGGACCUCUGCAUCAGGCCGUUAUCAAGCUGCAAAUGUAAAUGAUGUUGCUCGGGUAAUGAAGGAGGUCUUCUCUGGGACUGGCUUGUCAAAAGCUAAAGUUGGAGAGUCGUCUGGGAAAGAGAACAAGGAUGCCCCCGCAAUACCUGUUUUGAGCAAGUCCUCUGUGGAGGUGAUCAGAAAUCAUAAAUCAGAGGCUGUGGCUACUUCAGCUACAAUUUCAAAUACUGACAUUCCAGCUGAGGCCCAUGAAAAAGAAUCUUCAGUUGUAGCUAGUGAAAUAAGACCAGAGUUUGCAAAUGCUUUUGAAAAAUCUAUCAUUCCGAAGAUAGAUGAUGGAAAUUAUGGAAGUAUAAAGUCUGAUGCAGAAAAUAAAUUGGUCGAAUCAGGAGAAACAUCAACUGGAUGCUUAACUGUGGCAAGUGACGUGAGAUCAAUGUCUCCAUGUCCUCUUGGUACUGGUCCUGAUGAUGGUAUUCGUGGUAGUUCAGGGGACUCAACGAAUCUGGUUGGUUCAUCUAUGUCUUCGCCGUGCUCUAAAGAUCCUCCUGCCGCAAUUGAUACAGAUUGUGGAGAUAUAAGUGUAAUUUCUUUGAAUGAAUCUCUUAAAUCUUUUCUUCAGGUUAGUGGCUCUGCAAUUUCGUCAAACGCCAACAAUGCUGACCAUAAUCCCCCAGAAGCCUCACCUGUUUUAUCAAGUCCUAGUGAAUCUGAUGCAUCAAAGGCUCUUAAGGUGAUGGAUAAUGUAUCAGAGAACGAAACAAACCCUGUUGUUGGAGGAUCUUUGAAAUCUUCUCCUGAUAGAAGCAGCCAUGAAUUUCCCUCAUCUUUGAAGAAUGAUGGUGAAAAUCUUCCUGCUCCUACAUUGCCUAUUCCUUCCGAUAGCAGCCAUUUAAGUACGGUAACUGCUCCAUGUACGACUCAAAUGGAUUAUGAGAACAGGCCAGAGCCAUCUCUGGAAGAGAUUCAAGAAUGCCCUCUUGCUGCCACAAUGAUUGUCGAUAAUACCAGAGAAAAUGCAGAAAUUUCGGCUAACCAAGCUUGUCACAGUGAACUGUCUUCUGAUACCUGUAAGAAAACUAUUGACGAUGAAAAAAUGCCUUCUGUGGAUUGUCCCAGUGAAUUGUCUUCUGAUAUUCGAAAGAAUACUCUUGACGAUGAAAAAGUUCCUUCUGGGGGCUGUCCCAGUGAACUGUCUUCUGAUGCACACAUGCCAGGUCCCGAACUUGAAGUUCAAGGAUGCCUUUCUGUAACUGCUACGGAUAUUGAGGUGAAUGAUACCGAUCCUGCUCUUGAACAAAUGGAUGCUUCCUCAAAGCAGGAUGAUGACAUUUUGCUGGGGAGGUCUAGUGGUAAUGAAAAUCAUUUUAACACAGAUGCUCCUAGUAUGGUGACGCAUAUAUCGGGAAAUAACUUAGAGCCUGCUUCAGAAGAAUUGCCAAAUUUUCCUUCAUCUGGUAAUGGUAGCGUUCAAGUCCAUGAAGUUCUUGCUGGAAGUCCUGAUGAUUCAGAUAUAGCUAAAUUUGGUAGAGGUUCUGCUGUGGAGUUUGAUGAUUUGCUACCUCCUAGAGUUGAGGCUGUGGAAUGCUCUUUUAAAACUGAUGUUGAAGGCCAGAAGAUAUCGGAAACAAAUGAUAGUGGUAAUCAUAUUCUGGAGGGGAAUUCAAAGGUACCAGAUAAUGUGGAAAAAGUAAUGGAAGAGAAUUCUGAAUUUGUCGAUCACGAGGCUGUUCCCGAGAACCACAUUCCAAUAUCUCUGGUCCAGGAUAACAAAGAUAACAAGUCUGAAAGCCAUGACGCAUGUCUCAUGGAUAUGGACAUCCCCAGGAGUGAUUAUAUAAUAGAUGUUGCAUAUGCUGGUGGAGAAAUCCCUGCUGAUGCUUCACCUUCAACAAUGGAGGAAGAAAAGGACUCAAAAAGUUCUACUGCUGUUCAAAUGGACGUUGAUGACAGAGAAUGUGCACCAGAAGAUAGAACUAAUAAUAUGGAUCUGCCAUCAUCUUCGAUGCAGGGAGGGAAAGAAAAUUGUUCUUUCACGGCUGUGGUAGAUCAAGUUGAUAGUUUACGGAACCUGAAGGAACCCAAAAAUGUUGGAGUUAAUGCCAAUCUUCAAAUCAAUGCAUCUCAGGAUGAUGAUGUUAUGGUUUCUGAAAACCUUGUGCGAGAAAAUUCAAAUGAUUCUACAUCUAUUGCAUCACAGGAAGAAAAGAUUGUGGGAUCUGGUGAGAUAAAUCAAGUGUCUCCCGGGGAGCAAAAUCAAUCUAAUACUCAAGUUGAGGGUGAUCUUCUUGAUCGUGUUGAAGAAGAUAAAUCAGGAAAUUUGGCCCAACCUUCAUCUUUCUCGGAAGAUAAGGAAAUAAAUAUGAUGUUGUACAAUACAAGUUUAGGUAAUUCAGGUGAUCAAACUGAUUUACCUGUAUCCUCAUCCACGGUGAUAGACAGAGAGAAGAUUGGGAAUUCGGCAAAUGAUGAUUUGUGUGACUGCACGGUUGUGCUCACUUCAUCCGACAGGAAUGAGGGCUUGUCUCAAAUAGAUCCCAUUAGCUCCCCAGUCUCUGUGGAAGGACCAAGUAAUUGUCAGAUGAAAAGUAGUGACCAUGUGGUUGCAACACAACCAAGUGAUUGUCAGAUUAAAAGUUGUGACCAUGUGGUUGCAACACAGGAUUACAUUGUUUUGUCAGAAAACACAUCUGAUUCAUUAGUUACUGAGGAAGACAUGCUACACAAUUCCUCUGAGAAAACCUUAUCUGACAGCGCAGAACAAUUGGAGGAUUGUAAGGAUUCCAGUGAUAGAAAUGACAAAUUGGAUCUCUCUCCCAACGACAAGGGACAGCUUUUAAACAUCACUGAAAAUGUUGUCUCUGAUGAUCCUUCCAAUCAGCUUACAGUAUCAAAGACAGUGGAAGCUCCAGCUGGUGAUCAGAUUGAUGUUCUUCAAACUGGGGAGUCUGUACCAGUAAAUGCAGUCGAUAUCUUAACCCAACCCCCACCUCCAACACCCAUGGAGGAAGAAAAGUCCGAAGCCUCAUUUGACAGUGGUCGAAUUGCUAGCCCACCACAACUGAAAGACAACAAAGGUUUUCAGACUCAAACAGAUCAUCAAAUGGAUUCUUCUCAAGCUGGUGGGAUUUUAGAAGAAAAUGUAUCAGCAGAAACAAUGGUGCCUUCAUCCCCUGUGUUGGAGGUAGGAGAAGCUGUAGUGCAAUCCGGCGUUGAAGUUCAGACAAUUGACCAAGCGGAUGCUUAUGAGGUGGGGGAGCCAUCUCUAGAAAAGACUGUAACAGAAAUAGCCAAUCCUCCAUCCUCUGUACCCUCAGAAAACAGAAGUUUGGAAGGCUCACCAGUUCCGAUUCUGGCCAAUAGUGCCGUUGCAGUAUUAGAAACAGCCUUAUCCGAUGUCGCUGAUGUACCCACUGAAAAUGAAUGUUUGGCAUGGGGCUCAUCAAUGCAGGAUCCAGCUGAUAGCGCCGUUCAGGGUUCAACUGAUAGGGCUGUUGCAGUUGCAGAAACGGCAAUAAGUGAUCAAGCUAAUGUUCCUCCAGCUUGCGAUGCUGUGCAUGGUUCAACUGAUAGCGUCAUUGCAGUUGCAGAAACGGCCAUAAGUGAUCAAGCGGAUGUUCCUCCAGCUUGCAACCCGGUGCAGCGUUCAGCUGAUAGCACCAUUGCUGUUGCAGAAACAGUCAUAACUGACCAAGCUGAUGUUCCUCCAGUUCGUGACUCAGUGCCAGAAAGUAAAUCUGCAACUUUGGACCCGCCUCUGGGCUGUUCAGCAGUAGAGGAUGAAAUCUCCGGGCAUUCAUCGGAGGAGAAUCCAGUUAUCAAGAGUUCAGUUGAAUCAGAAUUGGAGGAUCCAAAACAAAGUGACUGAAGGUAAAUCUUCUCUACGUUUUUUGUAUUCCCACCGGGGAGAUCGUAGCUUCAUUAAAUAUGAAUCUCUGCCGUCAUUUUGCGUUAGAUUUUGUAUGUAUAUAGUAUACAGAUUAUAGCUUAGGCCCCUCUUCUAUAUAUAUAUAUUAAUUAUGGCAAUUUUACCUAAUCCUCCUUCAGAUCAAGACCCUUAACCUGUAGAGUAAAUUGUUGAAGUGUUAUGGCAUUGACAGGAACUAUAAUAUUAUCAAUACAAUCAAGAACUUUUAACAAA